Diachasmimorpha longicaudata is the source of this 1754-nucleotide messenger RNA. RefSeq lists its product as uncharacterized. The transcript is spliced from 2 exons. The record is from RefSeq and is a predicted model, not a curated record. The coding region runs from base 68 to 1504 and encodes 478 amino acids. NCBI's taxonomy places the organism in Eukaryota, Metazoa, Arthropoda, Insecta, Hymenoptera, Braconidae.
GUGACGAUGGACUCUGUCAUUCACAGUCGAGAAAAGCUCUUGGAGCAGAGAACAAGGAAAAAGUACAAUGAAGACUAUUGCAUUAUUUGCCAUUAUUUUGGCAGUGACAGCUGCCGAACCGGGCCUCAGUCGGGGAAACGCUGGGCCUCCUCCAUACAUUAAUCGCCCACGUCCCCCCACUGGAACCGGCAGUCGUUUCCGUCGAUCUCCCGAACCUGAACCACAAGGAUCUAUCGUACUUCAAGGAGAGAAACCCUUGAGUGGACCUGAUCGUCAUGGAUCGUGGAGCUUGGACUACAAGCACAAUAUCUACGAGGGUAAGAAUGGACAGGUGAGCGCAUCUGGUGGUAUGGGAAGUCAGCACGGUUCCAGAGUGGAACCGCAUGUUGGAAUCCAGGGAACGUGGAGAUUCCGUCGUUCUCCUGAACCCGAGCCACAAGGAUCUAUCGUUUUCCAAGGAAAAAAGCCCCUGGAUGGACCUGACCGUCGCUCAUCAUGGAAUUUGGGUUACCAACACAAAAUCUACGAGGGUAAGAAUGGACACGUCAGUGCAUCAGGUGGAGUUGGCAGUGAGCGCGGUCAGAGGAUUGGACCCCAGGCUCAAAUUCAAGGAGAGUGGCGAUUCCGCCGUUCUCCUGAACCUGAACCUCAAGGAUCUAUCGUACUUCAAGGACAGAAACCCCUGAGUGGACCUGAUCGUCAUGGAUCGUGGAACUUGGAUUACCAACACAGAAUUUAUGAGGGUAAAAAUGGGCAUGUCAGUGCAUCAGGUGGUAUGGGAAGUCAGCACGGUUCCAGGGUAGAACCGCAUGUUGGAAUCCAGGGAACGUGGAGAUUCCGUCGUUCCCCUGAACCUGAACCUCAAGGAUCUAUUGUACUUCAAGGACAGAAACCCCUGAGUGGACCUGAUCGUCAUGGAUCAUGGAACUUGGGUUACCAACACAAAAUUUAUGAAGGUAAAAAUGGACAUAUCAGCGCAUCAGGUGGUAUGGGAAGUCAGCGCGGUUCCAGGGUGGAACCACAGGUCGGAAUCCAAGGAACGUGGAGAUUCCGCCGUUCUCCUGAACCCGAGCCACAAGGAUCUAUCGUACUUCAAGGACAGAAACCCCUGAGUGGACCUGAUCGUCAUGGCUCGUGGAACUUGGAUUACCAACACAAAAUUUAUGAGGGUAGAAAUGGACAUGUUAGCGCAUCGGGUGGUAUGGGAAGUCAGCACGGUUCCAGAGUAGAACCACAUGUUGGAAUCCAAGGAACGUGGAGAUUCCGUCGUUCCCCUGAACCUGAACCUCAAGGAUCUAUUGUACUUCAAGGACAGAAACCCCUGAGUGGACCUGAUCGUCAUGGAUCAUGGAACUUGGGUUACGAGCACAAAAUUUAUGAGGGUAAAAAUGGGCAUGUCAGUGCAUCAGGUGGUGUGGGAAGUCAGCACGGUUCCAGGGUUCAACCACAGGUCGGAAUCCAAGGAACGUGGAGAUUCCGUCGUUCCGCUGAAUCCGAGCAAUAAGCAGCUGUUGGUAUUGAACUGCCAUAAAACUAGAUCUGAAUUAGAACUAGAUCUGAAUUAGAACUAAAAUAGUAGAUCUGAUCGCAGUGAAGUGUUCAGAUUGAUAAAUCUCUGGUGUCAUAAAAUAAUUAUACUCAUGUAUGUGACAUUUGCACUUAAUGUUGCACUUAAUAAUUCGCUCCUGCCAAUAUUCUAUAGAAUGUACCCUAAUUUAUUUCUUGAAAUAAAAUCAUUACUUUGGAAACAACUA